Tripterygium wilfordii is the source of this 888-nucleotide messenger RNA. Its product is annotated as vesicle-associated membrane protein 727-like. Gene Ontology annotation, cellular component: membrane. NCBI's taxonomy places the organism in Eukaryota, Viridiplantae, Streptophyta, Magnoliopsida, Celastrales, Celastraceae. Gene Ontology annotation, biological process: vesicle-mediated transport. The record is from RefSeq and is a predicted model, not a curated record. The transcript is spliced from 5 exons. The coding region runs from base 1 to 714 and encodes 237 amino acids.
AUGAGUCAGAAAGGACUGAUUUAUAGCUUUGUUGCAAAAGGUGCGGUUGUUUUAGCAGAGCACACAUCAUAUUCGGGGAACUUUAGCACCAUUGCUGUACAAUGCCUGCAGAAGCUUCCUCCAAAUAGCAGCAAGUACACAUACUCAUGUGAUGGGCACACAUUCAAUUUCCUCAUUGACAGUGGAUUUGUGUUUCUCGUAGUUGCGGAUGAAUCCUCCGGGAGGGGUAUGCCAUUCGUGUUUCUUGAGCGAGUAAAAGAUGAUUUUAAACAACGCUAUGGAGCAAGCAUCCAGGAUGAGACACACCCCCUUGCUGAUGGAGAUGAAGAUGAUUAUUUGUUUGAGGACCGAUUUAGCGUUGCUUACAAUCUUGACAGAGAAUUUGGGCCCCAACUUAAGGAGCACAUGCAAUAUUGUAUGAACCAUCCAGAAGAAAUAGGUAAGCUCUCCAAAUUGAAGGCUCAAAUCACUGAGGUCAAGGGGAUCAUGAUGGACAAUAUUGAGAAGGUUUUGGAUCGUGGAGAGAGAAUAGAACUUUUGGUAGACAAAACAGAAAACCUACAGUUUCAGGCUGACAGCUUCCAAAGGCAAGGGAGGCAAUUACGACGAAAGAUGUGGCUGCAGAAUCUCCAAAUGAAACUGAUGGUAGUAGGUGGAAUCAUUGGCCUGAUCGUGAUAGUGUGGCUUAUAGCUUGUCGAGGUUUCAAAUGCUGAAUUGUUUUCCUUUCAACUCUUCUAAUUUUCUCCAGAUGUACAAAAAUUGUAUCCGUGCUUGGAUUCAGACUGUUUCUGUUACUGUAAUUAGAAUUGUAUCUGUAAUUCCAUAAUUUAACCUCCAACUUCCUGAUAAUGGUUAUGUUAUAUGGCCUAGCUAACAUUGUAAAGGAA